AUGUCGUUUGUCGGAGGCGGUGCCGAAUGUUCGGCCAACAACAAUGUGAUUGCUCAGCUCAACAAACACUCCCAGCAGGACCGGUCGCUUCAGAGACAAGUGGCUCAAGGCCCCAUGAUGCAACAAGGGGGGUUCAAACUGGAGAAUAUGAUGAACCAGCAGAACCGCCAAAACAUGGAGCAGUUCAUGGGCGGUGGUUCUCCCGGUCAAGCGUUUCAAUUCCAACCUAUGCGUCAUGAGCUCAACAUGAUCUCCAAGGGGGCUCCGCAAAACCAGCAAAGCUGGGGUGCUGAAUUCCAAGCCCACUCGCCUAGUCCCAUUCAAGCGUCGCCUAUGGCUCAAAACGCUGCUCCCGUCACUGCAAACUCCAACUGGGCCCAAGAUUUCGCCCACCAACUGCCUCAACUCCAACAGCCUGUAGCUGCUCCCUCAGCCUCGAUGUCCACCAUGGGUGGCUACCGCCCCAUGAUGGGUAUGGGCAUGGGCAUGGGUAUGGGUAUGCAAAUGGCCGGUGGCCCCAUGCAGUCGAAUCAAAUGCAGCAGCAACCGGUGAAUCAGGAACAACAAGUUGACUGGGAUAACCAGUUUAAGGAAAUCGAAAACCUUGAAAAGGAGGCUGAAGCCACCACUAAGGAAGCUGAUGUUCAGGAAGAGAAGGCUGAUGACUUGAUUGUGGACGACAAGUACCAAGCCACCUUCCAAGAAGUGUGGGAUGGGCUCAACUCCGAAGCAAUUGAGAACGAUUUCAUUACUCAACAAUACGAAGAAUUCAAGAAGACUCAAGUCGAAGGCUUGCCCCCUAACAUGAGCCAAUGGGAGCGGGACUUCGCUCGCUUCGCCGGUACCAGAGCUAACUUCGGUGAAUACCUGUUUGAAGAGAAAAGCCAGAACCAAUUCAUGGACCUUCCCCAAGACGCCGACCCUUACGAGAUUGGGUUGCAACUUAUGGAAAACGGUGCUAAGUUGUCGGAAGCCGCUCUUGCGUUUGAAGCUGCUAUCCAACGGAACCCUGAACACGUUGACGCUUGGCUCAAGUUGGGUGAAGUUCAAACUCAAAACGAAAAGGAAAUCGCUGGUAUUCUGGCUCUUGAAAAAUGUCUCGAGCUUGCCCCUGAGAACUCGGCGGCAUUGAUGACUUUGGCCAUUUCUUACAUCAAUGAAGGCUAUGACAAUGCUGCUUUUGCGACUUUGGAACGUUGGAUCUCCACCAAAUACCCUCAAAUCUCCGAGCGGGCUCGUCAACAGAACCCGGCUAUCACCGACGAGGACCGGUUUACCAUUAAUAAGCGUGUGACCGAAUUGUUUCUACAGGCGGCUCAAUUACUGCCGGAUGGGGCCAACAUGGAUGCUGAUGUCCAAAUGGGUUUGGGUGUGUUGUUCUACGCCAACGAAGACUUCGACAAGACUAUCGACUGUUUCCGCGCAGCUCUUUCCAUCCGUCCCGAUGAUCCCAUCUUGUGGAACCGUUUGGGUGCGUCGCUUGCGAACUCCAACCGUUCUGAGGAGGCUGUGGACGCCUACUUUAAGGCUCUCGAAUUGAAGCCCGCAUUUGUGCGUGCUCGGUACAACUUGGGUGUCUCGUGCAUCAACAUUGGUUGUUACAAGGAAGCUGCUGAACACUUGUUAAGUGGUUUAGCUAUGCAUCAAGUCGAAGGUGGCAGUGACUCCCCUGGUCUUAGCCACAACCAACUGACGGCACUUACCGAAACGUUGAAGCGAGCUUUCAUCGCCAUGGACCGCCGUGAUUUGUUGGAAAAGGUUAAGCCCGGAAUGGACCUCAACCAAUUCCGCAAUGAAUUUAAUUUUUAA
Molecule: messenger RNA, 1809 nt
Organism: Diutina rugosa
Lineage: Eukaryota; Fungi; Ascomycota; Pichiomycetes; Serinales; Debaryomycetaceae
Gene: PEX5
Product: Pex5p
Exons: 1
Coding region: 1-1809 (602 amino acids)
Biological process (GO): protein import into peroxisome matrix, docking
Cellular component (GO): cytosol; peroxisomal membrane
Molecular function (GO): protein binding
Source: RefSeq, a predicted model, not a curated record